This is a messenger RNA of Anolis carolinensis (green anole), 7307 nucleotides long. RefSeq names its product SCY1 like pseudokinase 2 (gene scyl2). Gene Ontology annotation, biological process: protein phosphorylation. Gene Ontology annotation, molecular function: protein kinase activity; ATP binding. Lineage: Eukaryota; Metazoa; Chordata; Lepidosauria; Squamata; Anolidae. The transcript is spliced from 18 exons. The record is from RefSeq and is a predicted model, not a curated record. Bases 264 to 3023 code for a protein of 919 amino acids.
GGCGGGGCUUCCUCCGGCGCGACUUCCGGCCCCGAGCGCCGCGUCCUGUUUUCUCCCUCACCGGCCACAGGGACGGCGGCGGAGAGAAAAGAGGAAGAGGAGCGGGAACGGGUCCGGUUGGGUUUUGCGGAAGAGGCCGCCAUGGUGUAGCCGCGCCAGAGUCGGGGUCAGAACCGGUCAAAGAAGCCCCAUAGACGGAGUGUGGGGCCGGCCCUUUCGCUUCCCUUCAGGCUGAGGAAACAUACUAGAAUAAAGUCAUAGCAAUGGAGUCCAUGCUGAACAAACUGAAGAGCACCGUCACCAAAGUGACUGCAGAUGUUACUAGUGCAGUCAUGGGAAAUCCAGUCACUCGGGAAUUUGAUGUUGGACGGCACAUUGCUAGUGGUGGCAACGGGCUUGCUUGGAAAAUUUUUAAUGGCACCAAAAAGUCAACAAAACAGGAAGUUGCAGUUUUUGUUUUUGAUAAAAAGCUCAUAGACAAGUAUCAGAAAUUUGAGAAGGAUCAAAUUAUUGAUUCCUUAAAAAGAGGGGUUCAACAGCUAACAAGACUUCGACAUCCCCGGCUGCUAACUGUGCAGCAUCCAUUAGAAGAAUCCCGGGACUGUUUGGCAUUUUGCACAGAACCAAUUUUUGCAAGUUUAUCCAAUGUUCUUGGCAACUGGGACAAUCUUCCAUCACCUUUACCAUCUGACAUCAAAGAAUAUAAACUCUAUGAUGUGGAAACCAAAUACGGUUUGCUUCAGGUUUCUGAAGGCUUGUCAUUUCUACAUAGCAGUGUGAAAAUGGUCCAUGGCAACCUCUCUCCAGAAAACAUCAUUUUAAAUAAAAGUGGCGCAUGGAAAAUUACGGGAUUUGACUUUUGUAUUCAAUCCAUGAAUCCAUCAGAACAAGAGCCAAAAUACUCUUGUAAAGAAUGGGACCCAAACUUACCAUCUUUGUGUCUUCCCAACCCUGAAUAUUUGGCACCUGAAUACAUUCUUGCAGUGAGCUGUGAGACUGCUAGUGAUAUGUACUCUUUAGGAGCAAUUAUGUAUGCUGUGUUUAAUAAUGGAAAACCCGUUUUUGAGGUCAACAAACAAGAUAUAUACAAAAGUUUCAGUAGACAGCUCGAUCAGCUUAGCCGUUUGGGUGCCAACAAUCUUCAAAACAUCCCAGAAGAAGUCUGUGAGCAUGUAAAGCUACUUUUAAAUGUCGCUCCUGCUGUCAGACCAGAUGCAGACCAAAUGACUAAAAUCCCAUUUUUUGAUGAUGUUGGGGCUAUGACACUACAGUAUUUUGAUUCUUUAUUCCAAAGGGAUAAUCUUCAAAAAUCUCAGUUUUUUAAAGGGCUGCCAAAAGUUUUACCCAAGCUACCCAAGCGCGUUAUAGUGCAGAGGAUUUUACCUUGCUUAACAUCUGAAUUUGUAAAUCCGGACAUGGUACCUUUUGUAUUGCCCAAUGUUCUGCUAAUUGCGGAGGAGUGUACCAAAGAAGAAUACAUAAAACUAAUUCUGCCUGAUCUCAGCCCUGUGUUUAAACAACAAGAACCAAUCCAGAUUCUGUUGAUAUUUCUUCAAAAAAUGGACUUGCUACUAACUAAAACACCUCCAGAUGAAAUAAAGAACAGUGUUCUGCCAAUGGUUUAUAGAGCCUUAGAAGCACCUUCAAUUCAGAUACAGGAACUUUGCUUAAACAUAAUACCUACAUUUGCCAACCUCAUAGACUAUCCAUCAAUGAAAAAUUCUUUGAUACCAAGAGUUAAAAAUGCAUGUUUACAAACAUCAUCUCUUGCUGUGCGGGUAAAUUCCUUGGUCUGUUUGGGAAAGAUUUUGGAAUAUUUGGACAAGUGGUUCGUUCUUGAUGAUAUUCUGCCUUUUUUGCAACAAAUUCCUUCCAAGGAGCCUGCGGUCCUUAUGGGAGUUUUAGGCAUCUACAAGUGUACAUUUAGUCAUAAAAAACUGGGAAUUACAAAAGAACAGCUAGCAGGAAAAGUGCUGCCUCAUCUGAUUCCUCUCAGCAUUGAGAACAAUCUGAAUCUGAAUCAGUUUAAUUCCUUCAUUUCAGUCAUAAAAGAGAUGUUAAGUAGAUUGGAAGCUGAGCAUAAGAUCAAACUCGAACAAAUCCAUAUUAUGCAAGAACAGCAAAAAUCUUUGGAUAUAAAUCAGAUGAAUAUGCCUGAAGAAAAAAAAGGCAGCAAUACAGUCAAUCAGAUUGACAAGGUAUUUACCAAUCUAGGAACAGAUAUUUUGACUAGUGGAUCUGACUGUAAAGAGAAUGGACUGCUGACAAAUCAGAGAAAGGGGUCACUUACACUUGAAGAAAAGCAAAAGUUAGCAAAAGAACAAGAACAAGCUCAGAAACUGAAAAGCCAACAGCCACUUAAACCUCAGACUCAUACAAUUACAGCUCCAGUCAAACAGACAAAGGACUUGACUGAUACUUUGAGAGAGAACAUGGCAUCAUUGACCAACCAAUCUGUUAACAAAACUAAAGUUUCUUCUUCAAGUAGCUUUUCUUCCGUGGGUAUUGGAAUGGGAUUUCCAUCACCUGUUGAAAGUGCUAAGAGAAAUGGACUAAAUGCUAAUAUAGGAUUUCAGCCUUCUGGAUUUGGCAUGGGAAUUAGCACCACAAGUCAGAAUUUCUUUGGUAAUACUGGCGUUACUGGAAUGACCAAUAUGAAUAUGUUGCCAGCAGCAAAUAUGACACCUUAUUCCCCAAUGAAUACCACAACUGCGGUUUCACAGCCAGCACAGCAAAGUAGGCCUCCAGAUAUGUCUGCUUUAGAUAGCCUGUUUGGGCCUCAAAAACCCAAAAUGAGUAUGAAUCAAUUGUCUCAACAAAAAACAAAUCAGUGGCUUAACCAGUUUGUACCUUCCCAGGGUACCAACAAUCCUGCUUUGGGAACACAGAUGAAUGUAAUGGGACAACCUGGCUUUGGCUUACAGGGGAAUCCUUUCUUUAAUCCUCAAAACUUUACACAGCCAGCAAACAGUAUGACAACCAGCAGCUCAGCUAGCAAUGACUUAAAAGACCUUUUUGGGUAAUAAUUGUAAUUGUGAGCAAGCUGGUUAAAUAUAUAUAUUUAUGUAUGAUGAAAAGCUGAUUUGAGGAAACUCAUCUAGCAAAAUGGACAAGAAAAAGGCAGUUUCCAGGAUGGCCUAAUAGAACAUUUUAUUCCCCUAUGUAUUUAAUUUUUGUAGGCACCAAAUGGUCCCUUCCCCCUAAUUUCACCACUUUAAAGUCAGGUUGAAUCAAUCAACGUACCGUACUCAGAAAAAUUAUACCGUAUACUUUGCAACUUCAGGAAUUUCUGUUCUGACCACUGUGUUUAAUAAAUAAACAUCUUGCAAAUAAAUACAAGCAGAUAGGUUGUAAUUGCUGAAAAGCUGUUGAGUUUAUCGUGUGCACAAGAUUUCAAAUAUGUGCUGAAUUGUGGUCUCCUGUUAAUUUUGCAUUGUCUGCAUUUCGUAUAUUGUUGAGUUACAAAUACCUUCUGGUAUAGAAAGAUUUAUAGUUGGCAUGUAUUGGAAGGGAGAUUUUUGUAAACACGUGAAACUAGAUUUAAGGUUAAGAUUUCUUAUCUCUGUCAAUAUAGAACAAGGUUGGUUUGAAAGGGAAUUAUAUUCAUCAGCAAAAAUGAAGUUGCUACUUUUAAAAAGCUGCUAAGGUGACCAUGUUGCAUCAAUUCCUACUGAUAAUGCUAAGCUGUCUGGUCCUACAGUAGUAGCGACAUUGCUGGCAAGGUAAUCUUAAUAUCCUGGGAAAAAAUGUGAGAUUGUUUAAUCAUACAAAAACAAUACAGGUACAAAUUAAUGAAACGAAGUCUGUUUCAGGCCAUCCAUAAUGAAUUUGAGGCUUAAUAAUAUGGAAAGCAUAUGGUAACUUCUAAGACGGAAACAAAUCUUUUCCAUCCCUAUGGUUUACUCUUGUUGUGGAUUUAUUUGACUGCUGCUAAUGUCUUUCUUUAGAUUAAAAUAAACCACAGUCUGGGGCAGAUUGCUUAAUUUUAAGCAAAAUUUAAUGGUUCUGCAUACUCCAUUGUAAUGUUGUUCCAAAUGUAAAAAAAGAAUUUCCUAAGUAAGAAGCAGUAGUACAUCUUGCUUAACAGGAGUGGGAUGUUCAGCUUCUCUACCAAACUUUCCCUGUCUUUACACUGUUACCAUUUCUACUGGUGUUUAACUGUUUCUUCUCUUGGAUUUUUGAAAUCUUUCUUAUAUAACACCUUGGGCUAUGGGUGGCUAUUUUGAGAAGCAAAGAAUUGGUUAACCUUUUUUUACAAAACACACUUACACACAUUAUUUUUCGAAGCCUUUCACUGGUUAAAUUGUUUCCAUUUGCUGCUUAAGAAACCAAAGGGCCUUAUGCUGUAAAUGUUAGCUGUAUUUUGUUAAAUUAUAUUUCCAGUUUUAAGCAGUAAUGAUGUUAAAUGUACUUUAAGAACUUUAUAUUAUAGCUCCUGCCUUAGUACUUUUAUUUUGUAUUUUGGGACCAGUGAUGAAAUUUGUGUUUUUUAAAGGAAAAAAAAAACACUUGUGUUAUUUAUGUACUGUUGAUAUUAUGACUAAAGUAUGCUUAAUUAGUUACAUAAUUGUGUGUGAAAUUAUGCUGAUUAAAUGUGUUAGGUGUACUUCUAGUUCCUGGUAUGGUCUCCAGAUAUCUCCUAACUUCAAAUUUCACAUUUAUGGCAUAUAAAAAUUUCUCUAAUGCAAAAUUUAAAGAAAAGAAAAUGAAGUAUUCAAGACAGAUUUUGCCUAUAUUAUAUAGAAAUCAAGAUUCUACAGAAAAGCACCAAUGUGAAUGAUUGAUGAUAAAGUCGAGUGUCAUAUUUAGAGAGGACGUUAAGCCAAGUUAACUUGAAAAGUUCCCAUCUGUAUUAAUGGUUUGUAGCCUUUCAGGUCUGAUCACUCUAUCAGAACAUAUCAGAGAUAUAGGCCUAAUCCAACCAUGGUGCUGCAGUGGCAACCCAACAAAACUUCCUUCCCCUUGCCACUGUUUUUUUCCACACUAAAAUAUUCAUUUCUUCUAAUGUUAUAAGGAAAAAAUUGUAAUGGGAAAACCUUCAUGCCUGAUCAACAUAAAACAUUUCUAAAAUAUUUUGUCAACUUUUUGCUGCUUAUAAUGCUAUCAGGUAAUUUUGGAAGAUUCAAGAAAAGAAGAAUAACAUCUAUCAACUUUCACAUGUAAAUUGUUAUCUAUCCAUUAGGAGUCAUAUGAAUAUUUUAUUAAAAUCAAUUCCUCUUGAAAUAAUUUAAAAUCAAAUUUCUUUGUUUUGUACAAGAGGUAAGAGAACACAAUUUCACUUAUUCAUUGCUUAGUUUCCAUUGGAUUGCAUUUUGAAAUUGGAUUUCCAGUAGAGUUAAUGAAUAUUUCUCUGACCUGUUAAUGCAUACAUCUGCUUUUAUGACAGAUUAUUUUUUUCUUUAUAGUGAAUCAAACAAAGGAAUUGCUUUGACUCAGUAACUUUCUUAGUAUUGAUGACAUCAGUGCUGUCACAUUUUAUUAUGAGUGGACACUUAACAGUCGCCACUGGCAUGAGUGUGAUGAUUGAAAAGGCAUUUAGAUUAAAGAAGGAUGAAAGACUUAAUGUCUUAAGAACAGAUUUUCCAUACACUGUAAAUUGUGUACAAUUUCUUAAUUGUCUUUCUUGAUUUACAAUUUUAAUUCAUGUACCAAAUUCCGGCUCAUCUAAUUCUUCAGAAUACAGAGAUUCCAAAAUAAAUAUUUAAAGGAUUCUGAAAUAAUUGGGGAAAAUCACCUAAGUGCUGCCAUGUCUACAUUUAUAUGUGCCACAUCCUAUUCAUGGUAUGUUGCUAUAGGGAUUAUAAUAAGUCAUUAAAUCCAUAAUCCUAGGAAAAAUUAUGAGUAACAUGGCUUCCCUAGCAUUAUAUCCAAGAAGCAUGAGUCAGCAAAGAGAAAAAGUUAAAAGAUACAUGGAUUUUUCAUCCCCAUAAACAGAGAAAGAAAUAUGGCUUGUCUAGAACAGCAGUAACUUCCUCUCAAAUGGAAUGAAAUUUUGGUAGUGUUAUUUUUCAAAGAAAAUAUGUUUAUGUGUGGUUAUUUUCAUGGUUUUUCUCAUUAAAGUGAAUAAAUUAUAUAGAUAUAUUUUCAGGUGUGCCCUGAAAUCUUAAUUUACUUGAAAGCAUUUAUAAUACAUAAAAGUGACAGUUCAUAGGGAAAGAAAAUACAAUUUCAUCAUACUAAUAUUUCAGACAUUGGAAUUCAAUCUGAUUUUUCCUCCCAAAAUAUAUCAAGUAUGUUGUUUCAUCAUAAGUUAAAACAAGGCUAUUGUUUGUAUAUUAAUGAAUAGUGAUUACAUUGACUAUUUCAGUAAAUGUCUGUGACAACUGACUUACCGUUUUCCAUAGGCAUGCUUCACAUAGAAAAUUAUUUAUACCUUUGUAAGCUGUGGCUAUGACACAGUGACUGAACCAGCAUGAAACAGGUAUAUAAUUCUGAAGUAAAAAAAAACUUCUGUCCCAUUCCUGGUGACUAUUUGUGGAUAUUUUCCUUGUGUAGUUAAAUGUGUGCAGUUUCAGAUUGCUUUAUAAAAAAAUCCAGUGUUUACAUCACACAAAUUGUUAUUGUGUACUUACUGUCACACAAGUAUAUCCCACCACACUCGGUAAUAAAUCAUUUUACUACUGAGUGCAUGUGUAAGAUUACCCAAUGCUACCUAAACCUGUCUUUUUUGACAAUGUAAAAUAUAUGAGUUUUUGCAUUAUAUGGUUGGGAUUUUAUUUCCUGCACUGCAAUACAAUAGAUUGUGGUAGGAAACAAAAUUGACUAUCAAUCUAGGACUAUCCCUGACUUUCAAUCCUGGAUUUUAAUCUAAGUUUUGGAAACAGUGAAAUCAAUUGUAUAGAAGUGUAUAAAGACUGAGGCUCCCCUUGAAGUGCUAAAAUUCAGGAAUUUAUAAGCACUGUGUGUAAUUCCCAAGUUGUAUAUCAAAAUGGCUUUAUAUGUAUUGAACUCAGGCUUGAUUCAAAAUAUUUAAUAAGCCCCUACUUAGUAGUGGCAAUUUUUAUGUUUAGAUUUUAAGACAUACAAAUUAUUUCGUGUAAAGUGGUUAUUAAUAUUACUUUAGUGUUGCUGUGGUUUUGGUUAGAAUGGAUGGAGCAUGAAAUUCUAUUUUGGUUUAUUGGACUUUACUGCUCUUACAAACAAAUCUAUUCUUUAUAUCAGUUUUUCAAAUUAGUAAUACUUAAAAUAAAUAUACUGUACAGGCUGGCUACAAGAAAUUCCUACCACUUUGUACUUCGAAUGAAUAACUGUAGUUUUGAAAUGCUGAAUGAUGUUCCUAUAUUGAAAUAAAGAUUUUCUUUUCCAUA